Messenger RNA from Capronia coronata CBS 617.96, 912 nucleotides. RefSeq lists its product as uncharacterized. NCBI's taxonomy places the organism in Eukaryota, Fungi, Ascomycota, Eurotiomycetes, Chaetothyriales, Herpotrichiellaceae. Gene Ontology annotation, cellular component: cytosol. The transcript has a single exon. The record is from RefSeq and is a predicted model, not a curated record. The coding region runs from base 1 to 912 and encodes 303 amino acids. Gene Ontology annotation, molecular function: aldehyde-lyase activity. Gene Ontology annotation, biological process: pentose catabolic process.
AUGCCAGGAAUGUAUGUCGAGUCCAUGGACUAUGAUUCCAGCCUCGACAAGACUUUGUCACGGCUGAUUACGGCCUUCCAUGUCCUUCACCAGCAAGGGAUUCUAGACGAGUGCGGCCAUAUCUCAGUGCGCAACCCGCAAGACCCGAGCACCUUCUUCACCAGCAACAUACCUGCGAUCCUGGUCUCGUCCAAACGACAUCUGAACGAGUGGAAUGUAUGCGACGGGUCCCCGGUGUCGCUCUCGACGAGUGGAUGCCAGCCAGUACGAGAGAUCUCAGCCGAGUCAGAGCACUACAUCCACAGCUGUAUCUACAAUCGUUAUCCGAGGGUGCAGAGCGUCGUACAUUCCCAUUGUUCCAGUGCCAUUGUCUACGGACUGUGCAACAACCCAGGAAGCAUGCUGCUGGCAAGUUCUCAGAUGGCCGGGUUUCUGGGCGACCAGACGCCCAUCUUCGAUGCGGCGGACCACUAUUCCGGGCUGCCGCCGACCUAUCCGAGGAAUUUGAACAUCAACCACAUCAAACUGGGAGACGCUUUGGCCCGAACAUUCAACAGUCACCCUGAAUUUGAUGGUGUCGAUGUCGACGGCGUUGACGGCAUCGACGAUCUCCCUCUCCAUUGCACCGUCUUUCAGCGUGGUCAUGGGUUCGUCACCUGGGCAACGAGUCUCGAGGAUGCAGUCUACCGAGCAAUUCAUGUGCGUCGGGAUGCGGAUAUUCAGACGACAGCCAUGGUUCAACGACACCACACAGACGUCCAUGUCGUCUACUUGAGCGAACGGGAGGCCUAUGAUUGUAAAGAAACCAUCAACCGGACAUCGCCCGCCACUUGGGCCGCUUGGACUGCUCAGACCGAGCGAUCGGGAUAUUACCGCAAUGAUCUUCGAAGUAGCCGAGUGGAUGGUUUCUAG